Euleptes europaea (tarantolino) is the source of this 2100-nucleotide messenger RNA. It is a transcript of the gene SCG2, whose product is annotated as secretogranin II. The coding region runs from base 149 to 2002 and encodes 617 amino acids. The record is from RefSeq and is a predicted model, not a curated record. Gene Ontology annotation, cellular component: secretory granule. NCBI's taxonomy places the organism in Eukaryota, Metazoa, Chordata, Lepidosauria, Squamata, Sphaerodactylidae. The transcript has 2 exons.
UGACGUCAGUAUGGCAGUGGAAAGUCAGGUGAUGUACACUAUAAGCAGAGGGAGCUGUCCUGGUGCUGAAAACAGUCCACAAACUCGCAGCUGACAGAUAACCAAGACCAUGCUUUAGGUUGCUUCUGCACACAGGAACAUUUCAAACAUGGCCGAUGCUAAGGUUUCCCUGCUUGGAACAGCCUUGCUUCUUGCCCUUCUUUUUGCCCUAACAUGUUUUGCCAAUGCUGCUUCAUUUCAACGUUACCAAAAGACCCAGAAAGACCCAGAUUACCUAAUGAAAAACUUGCAAAGGGUCCCAAGCCCAGAUAUGAUCAAAGCUCUGGAAUAUAUUGAAAGUCUUAGACAGCAAACCAGCAAUGGAGAAACAAGCCCAGAUUAUAGUUCCUAUCAAGGUGCCCAAUACAUUCUGCAAUCAAAAGAAAGUAAAGACCAGAACUACUUACCAGAUACUCUAAGGGAAUCUUUGGCAGAUGAGGAGUCACAGUGGGUUAAGGCAAUGUUGAAAGCUCUAAGGCAAGGAGAAAAAGAAUCAAAGGGUGCCCCAAAAGAAAAUAAACCAUAUGGCAUGAACUUAGACAAUGUCUUCCUAGAUGGAAUGACUGAUGAUUAUGAUGAUCGUUCUUGGGCUGAUACAUGGCACAAACAUUCAAGGAAGCCACAUGCCUAUUUUGAAGAAAAUCCAAGAGACAGUCCUUAUAAACGAACAAAUGAAAUAGUGGAAGAACAGUACACACCUCAAAGUCUUGCUACUUUAGAAUCAGUAUUUCAGGAGCUGGGGAAAAUGAUGGGACCAAGUAACCCCCAAAAAGAAAGGUUUGAAGAACAGAAAUUGUAUGCUGAUGAUGAAGAUGAUGGUUAUAAAGGAAAUAACAUUGCUUAUGAGGAUGUGGUUGGAGGAGAGGACUGGAACCCAAUAGAGGAAAAAGUGGAAAGUGAAACCCAAGAAGAAAUAAGAAACAGUAAAGAAGAAAUUGAGAAAAAUGAAGAGGAAAUUGAUGAUGAAAUGAAGAGGUCAGACGUUCUGGACGGAGAUGUGAAAAGUGAGAAUAAAGAUCAAACAUCAGAUGACGUUUCCAAGGUGAUGGACUAUUAUUUGAAGAAGAUGAACAGUGCUGGAAGUGACAUCUUAAGGGCCAAGCAAAGUGAAGACAAGAGAGCAGCCAGACUUUUGGGGAAGGAACUUGAUCCUCAGACUAUUUAUCAGUUAAUAGAGAUAUCAAGGAAUUUACAAAUUCCACCUGAGGAUUUAAUUGAGAUGUUGAGAGCUGGAGAUAAACAUCAGAGUGAAAAGGAACAAGAGCCUGAACUCCCAGAAGAUAUAGAUGAGAUCCCUGAAUCAAAUGUAGACAAUUCAGAUGUAUUCAAAAAUAAGAUGAACUCUUUAACUGGUUACAGAAAACAGCGGCUUAAUUUUAUGCCCGAUAACCUGCCAGAAGACCUCAAUGUUGAAGAUAUCAUAAAUCUUCUAGGAACUGAAAAUGUCAAUAAUCAGAAACCUUCUUAUCUUGUAAAUCAGUUCAACCAAGAAAAUGGUUUGCCAAGAGUGUCCUAUAUCCCUGGAAGAUCUAAAGGACAUCAGCUACCCAAAGCUUCUUGGCUUAGCCAUUUGGAAAGACGACAAAUGGAACAAGAAACUCUAAAUGAGAAGGAAGAAGACUUAGCAGCUUACUUAGCUAAGAUGCUGGCAAAAUAUCCUGAAGUUAUCAAUACACGUCAGAUUAAGCAAGUUCCACUUGCACUCUCCUCUGAGGAUGACUUGCAAGAGGAUGACCAGUUUGAGCAGGCCAUCAAAGAACACUUAAACCAACUGGGAUCUCAUGAAUCGGACAAACUCAGCUCAUUCAACAAAAGGCUCUCAAUGGCCCAAGAGAAUGAUGAUACACAAAACAGACCAUAUAUGGAUGAGGAUGUGCUAGCAAAGGUUCUGGAAUAUCUAAACCAGGAUACGUCUGAAAAGGGAAGAGACCACAUUACUAAAAGGGCAAUGGAAAAUAUGUAGUCGGCCAAAUAUUAUUUAUCUUAAUUGUAUUGACUUCUACCCAGAUUCAGUUGUGAUUUAAUUUUCUUAAACUCUUCAGGGGCAUUUCAGACAUUACA